Messenger RNA from Laccaria bicolor S238N-H82, 864 nucleotides. RefSeq lists its product as uncharacterized. The record is from RefSeq and is a predicted model, not a curated record. The transcript has a single exon. Lineage: Eukaryota; Fungi; Basidiomycota; Agaricomycetes; Agaricales; Hydnangiaceae. The coding region runs from base 1 to 864 and encodes 287 amino acids.
AUGCUUGUCACCGCCGCCAACGCCACGCCAUCACCGUCACCCAUAGCCACCACCGCCAAUGUCGCUCCUCGAUCACUCAUGGCCACCACGACCACCAACAUGGACCACGACACCCUUCAACAACAACGCAGCGACGCCACGUCACGAAACAACGAGCGCCGUAACCCACGAAAACACCCAACGCCCACGAAAACAACGCCCCUGGACACAAAACAACACCCGACGGGCACAAAACGACGCCCACCGCCCAUGUACACCGCCAGCGCACACGAAAACCAUACCCCGCCCACGAAAACAUCCCACCACCCACCGAAAAACACGAGCGCCCACCGAAAAACACGAGCGCCCACCGAAAAACACGCGCCGCCCACCGAAAAACACGCACCGCCCACACGACACACGACGGCACCACGCCGCCUACCAAAACCACCACGUCCACACCAACGCCACCCACGACGACGCCCCCAACGGCAACCAGCUCCCACGACGACGGCGUCGACAACGCCCACGAAUAACGCAAAAACACGGACACACGACGAAAACGCGAACACGCGACGAGGAGGCGACAACAAAAUGCGACACAACGAUGGGACGCCAACGCGGGACGACGAUGGCCGAGGUCCCAGCCACACUCUCCCCUCCACCAUUCCCUCCCUCCCUUCCUCCUUCCCCCUUUCCUUGUCCCUCCCCCUUGCUCCCUUCCCCCUUGCUCCACCAUUCCCUCCCCCCUUUCCUCCUUCCCCCCUUUCCUCCCUCCCCCUUCCUUGUCCCUCCCCCUUCCUUCCUUCCCUCUUUCUUGUCCUUCCCCCUUCCUCCCUCCCCUCCCUUGUUCUUCCCCCUUCCUUGUCCCUCCCAAAAAUAUAA